Messenger RNA from Salvia miltiorrhiza (redroot sage), 1390 nucleotides. Its product is annotated as probable LRR receptor-like serine/threonine-protein kinase At3g47570. The record is from RefSeq and is a predicted model, not a curated record. NCBI's taxonomy places the organism in Eukaryota, Viridiplantae, Streptophyta, Magnoliopsida, Lamiales, Lamiaceae. Bases 329 to 1288 code for a protein of 319 amino acids. The transcript is spliced from 2 exons. Gene Ontology annotation, molecular function: protein binding.
GCCAAAACUUAUAAUGCUAUUUUAAUAUGAAUUUUAGGGUCAUUUUUUAAGAUUUGGGUUAGACUCAAUCUCCCAAAUCGAACAGAAAGUAGCUUUCCAUAUAAAUAGUCUUAGUUGCUUUUGCCUCCAAAAAUCACUCUUUAUAGUUCCACAAUUAUUUUCUUCGUCUUUUCCUCAUUCACACUCCAAUUAAUUAUUUUCUCCGUCUUUGUCUUUCCAAUGGGAAAAAUAUUAUUUUAGCUUUGAAUAAAAGGAAACUCUGCAUUUCCUACUUUCAUCAUUAAUCCUUCCCAUUUGCCUAUCAUAUCCACACACACACUAUAUAUACAUGUAUAUGGAUUUCAUAGUUCAAUAUUCUAAAAAAUUACUACUGUCAAAAUCAAGCCAAAAAAUGCCAAAAUCUCCCCAUUUUCUCAUCCUUGCACUACUCUUACCAAUCCAUUAUUUGAUGGAUUAUAGCUCAGCCAAAACCGAUAUCAACACCGAUCGUUCUACCCUUCUCGCCUUAAAAUCCCAAAUCACAUUAGAUCCUCAAAAUAUAUUGACCCAAAAUUGGAGCACCGAAGCCAGUGUUUGCAGUUGGAUCGGAGUUACUUGUGAUUCACGUUACAAUAGGGUUACUCAGUUGAAUAUAUCGUCCAUGGGUCUUGUGGGAACCCUCCCACCAGAAAUUGGGAAUCUUUCUUCUCUCGUUUCUUUAGACGUGAACGAGAACUCCUUUCAUGGCCCCAUUCCCCCAUCUAUCUUCAACAUGUCAUUUCUAGAAGUUUUGGAACUAAGGAAUAAUAGUUUGUCUAGUAGUUUACCUCUUGAUAUGUGCACACACAAUCUGCAUAGACUCAAGAGGCUUCGUUUGUCUUACAACGAGUUGUAUGGGGAAAUACCAUCGAGUUUGGGGCAAUGUUCACAGCUUGAGUAUCUUUCUUUGUACAAUAACAAUUUCACUGGAUUUGUGCCGACAGAAAUUGGGAACUUGACGAAGCUUCAAGAGUUGUACCUUGGUGAAAAUCAGUUGACUGGAGUUAUUCCACAACAGAUACAUCACCUUGAUAAUUUAGGAGUGUUGGACUUAAGUUUGAACAAGUUGUCAGGCACUUUGCCACCAACCAUUUUCAACAUGUCUUCCUUGACAAUGAUUGACUUAUCAAGUAACACACUUAGCGGGGCAUUGCCACCAAUCGAAUCGCGUAUUUUAUUUAUUAUUGUUAUGAUCGUUAUACUUAACAAUAUGGAACUUGACUUUGAUGAUUUAUUAUCACCUAGCCACAAGUUUAGCUCCUCAAGCUAGCUUGCGAGUUAAUUCUUUUUCUCUUAUUUCAUUUGAUCUUCUUUAAUUAAGUGGUAUGUUGUCUUGAAGUUGGUAGGGGUCAUACAUUGUCUUGUGGGAUUA